AUCCCGAAGCAUCGGCGUGGCCACGUAGGCAGAGAGUGAGAAAUGUCAAAGUGGGAGCGCGACACGGUUGUCCUGAAUUAAAUUCGGGCGUCGACUCUUGAGUGUGUUUGGAAAUCGAAACAACAAUGGAUCUCCGUGAAUCAAUCAGCAACCAAACCGACGUUUCUCUGAGCAUAGCCAAACUCUUGUUCUCGAAAGAAGGUUCCGACAAGAACCUCGUAUUUUCGCCCCUGUCGCUCCAUGUUGUGCUCAGCAUCGUCGCUGCUGGCUCUGAGGGUCCUACACUCAAUCAACUUCUCUCCUUUCUCCGAUCUCAAUCCACAGACCAUCUCAACUCCUUCGCCUCUCAGCUCGUCUCCGUCGUCCUCUCCGACGGUGCUCCCGCCGGCGGGCCUCGCCUCUCUUUCGCAGAUGGCGUGUGGAUUGAACAGACUCUUUCUCUUCACCCUUCCUUCAAACAACUUGUCGAAACUGAUUAUAAGGCCACUCUGGCUUCCGUUGAUUUCCAGACCAAGGCUGUUGAAGUGACCAAUGAAGUUAAUUCAUGGUCUGAAAAAGAGACAAAUGGCCUCGUUAAAGAGCUUCUUCCUGCUGGAUCAGUGGACAGUUCAACCAGGCUCAUCUUUGCAAAUGCACUGUACUUUAAAGGAGCAUGGAAUGAGAAGUUUGAUGCUUCAACAACUAAAGACUACGAUUUUCACCUUCUUAAUGGCAGCUUAGUCAAGGUUCCCUUCAUGACAAGCAAGAAGGAGCAGUUCGUUAGGGCUUUUGAUGGUUUCAAAGUCCUUGGCCUUCCCUAUAAACAAGGCCAAGAUAAGCGUCAAUUCUCUAUGUACAUUUUUCUUCCAGAUGAAAAAGAUGGGUUGUCAGCUUUGGCUGAGAAGUUGGCUUCUGAAUCUGGGUUCAUGGAACGCAAGCUUCCUCAUCAAAAAGUGAAAGUAGGAGAUUUCAGGAUCCCAAGAUUCAAUAUUUCUUUUGGGUUUGAAGCAUCUAAUGUGCUGAAAGAGCUGGGAGUGGUUCUGCCUUUCGCUGGUGGAUAUUUGACAAAAAUGGUGGACUCUCCUGUGGGACGAAACCUAUACGUUUCCAACGUUUUCCACAAAACUUUUGUUCAAGUAAAUGAAGAGGGCACUGAAGCAGCAGCGGCCACCGCUGCAACUGUGCGAUUGAGGAGUGCGUCAAUUAUGACUGAAAUAGACUUUGUUGCUGAUCAUCCGUUCUUGUUCCUCAUCAGAGAAGACGUAACUGGAACAGUACUCUUUAUUGGGCAGCUUCUCAAUCCUGUUGCUGUUUGAUAAUAGCUCCCAUACACUGGACAACAUUGGUAGCAAAACGUGAACCAUUUUUAUUCUGCUAUCUUGUUUUUCUUAUGGGUCCGCAAUUUGUUACCAUUUGACUCGUGAAUUAGGGGUGGAGAGAGUACAUAUUUAUGGACCGGCGUUUUUAUAUUUUUAGUUGCUGAAAGUUAUUAGUUAUCACUUAUGUAGUUACGUGUUCGAGGGGUGCUGCGAAUUUUCAAAUAUUCAUACUUUAAUGGAUAGGAAAGGGGUAUUGAAAUUAACAGUGUGACUUGACAUCAGGAAAAAUUUGCGAUCUGUUAGUGUUAAUGCGUUCUCUCCGCUUCUCGUUUG
Molecule: messenger RNA, 1631 nt
Organism: Abrus precatorius (Indian licorice)
Lineage: Eukaryota; Viridiplantae; Streptophyta; Magnoliopsida; Fabales; Fabaceae
Product: serpin-ZX
Exons: 2
Coding region: 126-1295 (389 amino acids)
Molecular function (GO): serine-type endopeptidase inhibitor activity
Source: RefSeq, a predicted model, not a curated record